CAGAAGCCGCGCAGAGCUGCAGGAAGUGAACUUAGCUGAAGUUAAAACAGGAACUGUCACAGUGCACUGCAGUCUCAUAGCAGCAGCCAGCAAACAGGUAGUUGGGCAGAAAGGAGCAAGUGUGUCGCAUCUCCGCCAAGAUGUGGAAGGCAGCUGUAGGGCACAAUGUGGCCGUGAAGGAGGAGUCCCAAGGAGAUGACUGGGACACCGAUCCUGAUUUUGUGAACGACAUCUCAGAGAGGGACCAGAGAUGGGGAGCCAAAACCAUUGAGGGCUCCGGACGGGCCGAGCACAUCAACAUCCACCAGCUGAGGAGCAAGGUGUCUGAGGAACAUGAAGUCAUCAAGAAGAAGGAGCUGGAGACUGGGCCCAAGGCCUCUUAUGGAUAUGGUGGCAAAUUUGGAACAGAGCGGGACCGAAUGGAUAAGAGUGCACUCGGCCACGAGUAUGUAGCUGAUGUUGAGAAGCAUUCGUCUCAGACAGAUGCAGCUAAAGGCUUUGGGGGGAAAUAUGGAGUCCAGAGGGACCGAGCCGACAAGUCAGCGCUUGGGUUCGAGUACAAGGGCGAGGUGGAGAAGCACGCAUCCCAGAAAGAUUACGCCAAGGGGUUCGGUGGCCGCUAUGGGGUGGAAAAGGACAAGCUGGACAAAGCAGCCGUGGGGUUCGACUACAAGAGUCAGACAGAGAAGCACGAGUCACAGAAAGACUAUGCCGUGGGCUUUGGUGGGAAGUUUGGGGUGCAGAAGGACCGUCAGGACAAAUGUGCCCUCGGCUGGGAUCACCAGGAAGAGUUGAAGCGUCAUGAGUCCCAGACAGACUAUGCCAAGGGCUUUGGAGGUCGGUACGGUGUGCAGGAGGACAGAGUGGAUAAGAGCGCCUCUGGCUUUAAUGAGAUGGAAGCUCCAACUUCCUCCUAUGAGAAGACCAAACCUGUGGAGGCAGCCUCCAGUGGAGCCAGAAGCCUGAAGUCGCGAUUCGAGAGCAUGGCCAAGUCGGCUGACGAAGAGAAUAGGAAGCGGGUGGAGGAGGAACGAGUGAGGCGCCAGGCCCGGGAGCAGCGGGAGCGCCAGGCAGCCCAGCAGCCGCAGCAGCAGCAGCAGCAGGAAACCCAGGAGAGUGAGGAGAUGAACCGUAAGGAGCCGGGUCCCACGCCAGCUCUGGUACCCAGGAGGGUUUGCAAAGAACCAGCAAUGCUGCCUAGUCCACAGAGACAGCAGCAAGAGGCAGACAUACAGGAUGAGGAACAGGCCCCUGCACUGCCACCGCGGCCCUCAGACUUGGACGAAGAUUCCAGCAAGCUGCAUGAGGAGUCGCAUGAGGAAGAGGCCAUCUAUGCCGACAGCGUGGAUCUGCAAGGGGACUAUGAGGAGCUGCCGGAGCUCUCGAGGGAGUCAGAGGCCAUCUACGAAGAGGGUGUUGAUACGAGUGAGGACUAUGAGGAGAUCCCCCCAGAGAGUGCAUCCAGCAGCAGCCAGAACAUUCCCUGCCCUGAAGUAUCCGAGAAUGUGUACGAGGCGGAUGAUGCUGGGCUUUCUGCUGUGGCUCUGUACGAUUACCAAGGAGAAGGUGACGAUGAAAUUUCCUUUGACCCCAAUGACACCAUCACUCACAUCGAGAUAGUGGACGAGGGCUGGUGGCGGGGGCAUUGCCAUGGCAAAGUUGGCCUCUUUCCAGCUAAUUAUGUGAAGCUACUUCAGUGAGACCUGCCAUUGCCCGAACCCCUCUGCCUCUUACUGCUUCAGCGCUUUAUGUGUAGCUAGGGCCGGGUUACAGUGAGCAGCUCGGCUCAGCCCAGCACACCUGCGUGAGAGAGAAACUAACAUGAAAUGACAAAUAGGAUCCCGGGGGGCAGGCUGGCCAAUGUGGGAGUGGGGGGUGGGUGGGUAAAUAAUGAGGCAUGGGGCCUUUCUCCUCUUGGAGGUGCUGGUUCCAAUCCAGCCCCAGCGUUGGGGCACUGGCUGCCUCAGGGGAGUGGGGAAUAGGAUACGGGGCCUUUCCCUAUAGGUUCUCAUGCUAGCCAGAUCAACCCUUGGCUAGCAAUCAGCAAAGUCUUCCGCAUGCACUGGCCUCUCUUACCUGUGUGGCGGGCUUAGCCCAAUUCCAGGUGCACCUGUAUCUGUGUAACAGAAUCCGUCCCAUGGAGGACAGCCAUCCCAAAGACCAAGAGCAGAAUAUGCCAUGAGGAACGACGUACUCGUAACACUCCGAGGGGUUCAGCUCAGGCCAGGGUAAGGCACAACGGCAAGUAGGAGAGGGAGGCUUGAGAUUUUGCUGCCUGGGGGUAAACAGGACUUCAGCCUCCAGGGUGGGGAACUGGGAACCUUUCAUUUGCACUAAUCUCACCAAGUUCUCCUGUGUUGAAAGUGUGAUUUUGGCUGUAACAUGCUGUUCCAUUCAAUGGGAGAUGCCUGUGCAGAGGCAGACAAUAAAGGAGAAUCUUACUAAG
Trachemys scripta elegans is the source of this 2446-nucleotide messenger RNA. RefSeq names its product hematopoietic cell-specific Lyn substrate 1 (gene HCLS1). Gene Ontology annotation, biological process: regulation of actin filament polymerization. Lineage: Eukaryota; Metazoa; Chordata; Testudines; Emydidae. Gene Ontology annotation, molecular function: actin filament binding. Gene Ontology annotation, cellular component: plasma membrane; site of polarized growth; actin filament. The record is from RefSeq and is a predicted model, not a curated record. The transcript is spliced from 15 exons. Bases 141 to 1700 code for a protein of 519 amino acids.